GUUGAACGUUGCGCAUGCGCGUUAUAAUUCUUCUGUAGAGGGAGACAUGGCGACGUCCCUGAUCUGUAGCCGUCUGACGGCUAGCCUGAGAAACUCAGGGGCCAGAAACACUCUCAGCUCCGCCUCAAAGGUUCUGGGUGGUUCUUCCGGUCUUCUCGGAGGCCAUGUGUCCCAGCUGCAGACCCCUCACCUGCAGCAGCAGCAGAGGAACCUCUCCCUGCACGAGUACAUGAGCCUCGGGCUGCUGAAGGAUGCCGGCAUCUCGGUCCCUGACGGCAUGGUGGCCAGCUCCUCUGAUGAGGCAUACAGCGUGGCCAAGCAGAUCGGCACAAAGGACCUGGUGGUGAAAGCUCAGGUGCUGGCCGGCGGCAGAGGGAAGGGAACGUUUGAGGGCGGCCUGAAGGGAGGAGUUAGGAUCGUCUACUCACCAGAAGAGGCUCGAGACAUCUCCUCUCAGAUGAUUGGUCGAAAGCUCUACACCAAGCAGACCGGGGAGGCGGGUCGUAUCUGCAACCAGGUGUUCAUCUGUGAGCGCAGGUAUCCUCGCAGAGAGUACUACUUCGCCAUCACCAUGGAGAGGUCCUUCCAGGGUCCCGUGCUGAUCGGCAGCUCCCAGGGGGGCGUGAACAUCGAGGAUGUUGCGGCGGAAAACCCGGACGCCAUCGUGAAGGAACCCAUCGACAUCGUGGAGGGGAUAAAGAUGGAGCAGGCUGUCAGGCUGGCGACAAAGAUGGGUUUCCCUCCGGCUCUGAUCAACGAGGCCGCAGAGAACAUGAUCAAAAUUUACAACAUGUUCAUCAAAUACGAUGCCUCCAUGGUCGAGAUCAACCCUAUGGUGGAGGACUCGUCUGGGAUCGUGAUGUGCAUGGAUGCCAAGAUCAACUUUGACUCCAACGCAGAGUACCGGCAAAAGAAGGUGUUCGAUAUGCAGGACUGGACCCAGGAGGACCCCAGAGACCGGCAGGCUGCCAAGGCCGACCUCAACUACAUCGGGCUGGACGGGACCAUCGGCUGUCUGGUUAACGGAGCCGGUCUGGCCAUGGCCACCAUGGACAUCAUCAAGCUGCAUGGCGGCACGCCUGCCAACUUCCUGGAUGUAGGAGGCGGAGCCACAGCUCACCAGGUGACAGAGGCCUUCAAACUCAUCACCUCUGACAGGAAGGUUCAGGCCAUCCUGGUCAACAUCUUCGGCGGCAUCAUGAGGUGUGAUGUCAUCGCCCAGGGCAUCAUCAUGGCAGUGAGAGACCUGGACCUCAAGAUCCCCAUUGUAGUACGGUUACAAGGAACGAGAGUGGACGACGCCAAAGCUCUGAUUGCCGCCAGCCCGCUGAAGAUCCUGGCCUGUGACGACCUAGACGAAGCCGCCAAAAUGGUUGUAAAGCUUUCUGAGAUCGUCUCUCUGGCUAAAGAAGCUCAGGUGGACAUCACCUUCCAGCUGCCCAUCUAAACACACCUCCAGUCUGGACCUACUCCCCAGCUCCGUCACAGUGGUCCACCACUCCACCCCCCUACAGACUGCAAGACCCUCCUCUCCCUCUCUCUCUCUCUCACCUGAGCGGAGACACCUGGGAGAGCGUUAGUUUCUUUUCUUCCUCUGUGGCAUGAUGGUACGAGCGCACACAGGCGUCCAAUCACAGCGCAGGGUUUCACUUCUCUCCCGUCUCUAACCUCAAAACGACAAACUCAUGAUGCACUUGAGUCGAUACGCACAAACCUCCACCUUUACCCCUCCUCCCUCUUUUAUCUCCUUCUGGGAGAGCUUCCUCUGCCCCGUUAGGACGAGCUGAAGUGUUUCAAAGUGUUCAGAGGGAUCCUGGGGGGGCGGGCUGCAGAGCGGAGCUGUUACAUGUAAAAAGUCAGAGCAGCGUCAUGAUUAAGGACUCUUCCUCUCUCUCACAGUUUUCAUGCAUGUCUUUUCAAUGUGUUGUCUCAAACAGAAUAAAGAGCAGAUCUAAUCCUCGAUGCCGAGCGUUGAAGUAUUUCAUCAAACAGGAAACAACUUGCAGCGAGAGAGGAUGUGUUUCAGCGAGCUCUCUCUGCAGCUCAUGAAGCAAUACGAUUUCUCCGUUUGUCCUCCAGAAAAGUGUUAACCAAACUCUCCCUUCAGGUCGUACAUCACAUCUCCUCCUCUCCUUUAGAGUUAGCAUUGUGCAUGUUGAUGUUAGCAUUUAGCACAGAGCCGCCAGCGUGAUUGUUUGCGUCAGAUUGAACAUGUUAUUCCUCGUUUGUGUUGCACAUAGAUCGAAGAAUGUUUACAGCUUCUGUGGUUCUUAAGGUUCUUUUAACACACGUCCUAAAAAUUGUACAUUUUUGGAGUGUGUGUGAACGCAAACGGACAACAUUUACACCCAGACUUGAUCUGGACUUUUCCUGUGAGACCUCCAGGAAAAUUUCAAGAGCUGAUGUGAGAACCUUGUCAUCUCCAGCCUCUCGCUUGCAUGAUGACAUUUAUAUCGUGGCCACUACAAUCCUGGAAGAGCGACACGUAACAGGAUGCACAAAUCUGUGAGGUUGCAGGAGAAUCAUUUCAAGAAGAUGCACCUCUUUGCACGUUGCAUUGAUAGAAACGUAAAAACCGUUAGAGUCGGUCUCGCUUCCUCUCGAUGUCAUAUCCUGCCUCCAGGAUUCGUCUCCUUCUUGUUGUGACGUGUGUGAACAAGCAACUUUGGAACAUUUCGAGGGCCAAGCUCCAGACAAUUUACUCUAGCGGUGCGUGCGUGAAAGAGGCCGAAGUAAGACGCUCAAGAAACAGAUUUCUCAGCUUCUUCUGUCUGAAAAGAUAAAUGAAAAUUUCAGCUUGAAGAUAUUAAAAUCUGGACUCUAAGGCUUGAAAUCAAGUGGAGUUUUCCUCCACUUGAUUGACCCUGUAGUCUGAACUCUGAAAUAUCAGAUGUGACGCCUGUGGACUCUGCAGCAUUGAUCCUUGCUGUAGAGUGCACAGUGCUGGUAUCGAUGAGCCGUCCUCUUCUCUGCUUCUUUUCCUCUGCGGCUCCGAUGCGGUCAGGUCGGACAGCGGCUAUGCAUCUCUGCUUCAUGUUUCUUUAUUUCAUGUCAGAUUAAUUAUUCAGCAUUCUCAUACAGUGGCUUGGGGGGACACAAGGAGUAAAAGUUUGGUCGACUGAACUUAACUGCUUUGAUUUUCUGCGUCCCUCGCUCCGUUGAUUUCCACAGGAAGGAAAAUAAGAAGCUUUUUCUGCAGCGUGAACACGUGUGCGUCCUCCUGCUGUAAGCUCUGUGAUAGAGCGAAUACUUCCUGACCCUUCCCUGCCUCACUGAAGAAUGCAUCAUGUCUAGAACUCAAGAGGGUAGAACCAGAAUCUGAACCAGAUCACAUUUACACCCUGGCCAUGCUGGACGCUGCUGCUGCAGAGCUCCUUGUUGAAUGAACUGCUGCAGAAACAGUUCACAUUAUUCUCUCUUCUCUUUUGGAUGUUUAAAGUCCCGUAUGGUGGCCUGCUGGAGACACUGGAUGUUUGUGUUUCUGUGUAUUUAUUGCUUUAACAUGAAUCAGGGACUCUGCAGCAGCUGCCUGUGUUGUUCUGCCGUCAUGCCACUCAGAGGAAGACGUUUCUCUUCUUUUGUUUCUGAUGCAAUGUAACUUUGGGCGGCUGUGUCCUUUCAGAAGAACGGUAAAAUGACUGUAGUAGUUUCUUUCUCCCCUCCCUCCUCUUCCUCGUCCUCGUCCUUCAGCGCUCCGAACACAAGCCGACAUUGUGAGUUGUACGUCAUUUAUUAUAUCUUGUAAAUAACCAAAUGGAUGUUCUCGCUCUGUAAAAUAUUUAUGCUCUUCACUCGGGGUACUACAGAAAACGUAGAAAAAAAUAAAAGCAGAGAACACAGAAA
Molecule: messenger RNA, 3843 nt
Organism: Notolabrus celidotus (New Zealand spotty)
Lineage: Eukaryota; Metazoa; Chordata; Actinopteri; Labriformes; Labridae
Gene: sucla2
Product: succinate-CoA ligase ADP-forming subunit beta
Exons: 11
Coding region: 47-1447 (466 amino acids)
Biological process (GO): tricarboxylic acid cycle; succinyl-CoA metabolic process
Cellular component (GO): succinate-CoA ligase complex; mitochondrion
Molecular function (GO): metal ion binding; ATP binding; succinate-CoA ligase (ADP-forming) activity
Source: RefSeq, a predicted model, not a curated record